AUGGAAACAGGAUUGCCCCCAAGUUGGUCCAUCAAAGUGUCAAAAACUCACAACGAGCCUUACUUCCUCAACCAGGCUACACAGGAGUCUUCGUGGGAGGCCCCAUAUGGCACCGAUAAUAGCAAGCUUGAUGAGUACAUCAAGAAGUUCAAGGCCAACGGCAACAAGCCGCUCGUGAACGGUGACGGUAAGGUUAGAGCAGCUCAUUUGCUUGUAAAAAAUAACACGUCCAGAAAGCCAAAGUCUUGGAAGAGUCCUGAUGGCAUCGAUAUCUCCAGAGACCAGGCGAUUGCCAUCAUGAGAGGUCACCAGAAGAGAAUUCUUAAUGGGGAGAUCAAAUUAUCUGAGUUGGCUCAGACGGAGAGUGAUUGUUCGUCCCAUGCUAACGGUGGUGAUCUUGGUUUCUUUGGAAGAGGCCAGAUGCAACCAGCAUUCGAGCAGGCCGCUUUCGCCCUCAAUGUAGGCGAAUUCAGUGACAUAAUCGAGACCGACAGCGGAAUUCACAUCCUUCAGAGAACUGGUUAA
This is a messenger RNA of Candidozyma duobushaemuli, 525 nucleotides long. RefSeq names its product peptidylprolyl isomerase (gene ESS1). Gene Ontology annotation, molecular function: peptidyl-prolyl cis-trans isomerase activity; protein binding. Lineage: Eukaryota; Fungi; Ascomycota; Pichiomycetes; Serinales; Metschnikowiaceae. Bases 1 to 525 code for a protein of 174 amino acids. Gene Ontology annotation, cellular component: cytosol; nucleus. The record is from RefSeq and is a predicted model, not a curated record. The transcript has a single exon.